GAUGACUCCGAUGUGUACACAGAGGGUGAUGAGGACGAUGUAGAGUACAAAAACUGCACAAUGUCUACGGAUGAUGCGAUGCGACUUGUGAAUCAGCUGUUGACAAAGAUGGAGCAUCAUUUGGUGGAUCUUCAACGCCACCAGGAAACCUUGAGUCGUAAAGGUGACGAUUUGCAGCGAUCCCUCGCAGAAUUAGAUGCAGCUCGAGAUCCUACAGAAGCUGGCCAACGAUUUGUUGCUGUUCGGGAACGCAGCACUGUAUUUGGUGUUGCUAGUCUUGCGAUGGUGAAUGAUGGCGGCAUCGAUUUACUCCUAGGUGGUAGGCUGUCUGAUAUGAAGUAUGCAGACGAUAUCGUGCUACUAAGUGAAGAUCCAGAUCAGUUGCAGGCUUUUCUGUAUGGUUUGAGUGCAAGUGUAUCCAUGUUCGGCAUGCGUUUUGCACCUUCUGUGGAAUACUGCUACAAGGUUGGGUUGACCAUGUCUCGAAUCUCACUUCAACUGGUGAAGUAG
This is a messenger RNA of Echinostoma caproni, 510 nucleotides long. The record is from the annotation of a GenBank genome assembly. Lineage: Eukaryota; Metazoa; Platyhelminthes; Trematoda; Plagiorchiida; Echinostomatidae.